Dichomitus squalens LYAD-421 SS1 is the source of this 1135-nucleotide messenger RNA. RefSeq names its product serine threonine protein phosphatase 2A. The transcript has 7 exons. Bases 56 to 970 code for a protein of 304 amino acids. Gene Ontology annotation, biological process: peptidyl-serine dephosphorylation; mitotic cell cycle. Lineage: Eukaryota; Fungi; Basidiomycota; Agaricomycetes; Polyporales; Polyporaceae. Gene Ontology annotation, cellular component: cytosol. The record is from RefSeq and is a predicted model, not a curated record. Gene Ontology annotation, molecular function: protein serine/threonine phosphatase activity.
CCACCACUCUGAGCCCUAGUCCUUCCACCCUCUUCCUCUACGACAGCAAAGCAUUAUGGAACACGAAGUAGACGGGUGGAUUGCGCAGCUAAGUCAGUGCAAACAACUCUCAGAAGCCGACGUCAAGCGGCUUUGCGACAAGACGCGCGAGAUCCUCAUGGAGGAGUCGAAUGUGCAGCCUGUGAGAUGUCCGGUGACGGUUUGCGGGGAUAUUCAUGGCCAAUUCCAUGAUCUGUCAGAAUUGUUCCGCAUCGGCGGCAACUCUCCCGACACCAACUACCUCUUCAUGGGUGAUUACGUUGACCGAGGGUACUACUCUGUCGAGACCGUCACCCUCCUUGUUGCCCUCAAGCUCAGGUACCGCGACCGAGUAACAAUUCUGCGCGGAAACCACGAAUCGCGACAGAUCACGCAAGUGUACGGCUUCUACGACGAAUGUCUCCGGAAGUACGGCAACGCGAACGUAUGGAGAUACUUCACCGACCUCUUCGACUACCUCCCCCUUACCGCACUCAUCGAAAAUCAAAUAUUCUGUCUUCAUGGUGGACUCUCACCAUCCAUUGAUACCCUUGACCACGUUCGCGGCAUCGACCGUGUGCAAGAGGUGCCCCACGAGGGACCCAUGUGUGACCUCCUUUGGUCUGACCCUGACGACCGGUGCGGCUGGGGUAUCUCACCUCGCGGUGCGGGGUACACAUUCGGCCAAGACAUCAGCGAGGCAUUCAACCACAAUAACGGCCUCACCCUCGUCGCGCGGGCGCACCAACUUGUUAUGGAGGGCUACAACUGGGGCCAAGAUAGGAACGUCGUGACGAUAUUCUCUGCGCCCAACUACUGUUACCGCUGCGGCAACCAAGCGGCGAUCAUGGAGAUUGACGAAAAAUUAUCCUACAGCUUCCUACAGUUCGACCCUGCUCCCCGAGCAGGCGAGCCGCUUGUCACGCGUCGUGUCCCGGAUUACUUCCUCUGAUCUGCUGCCAGUCAUCCAGCUUCCUCCUGUUUGCACCGCCUCGUGUCUUUAGUACAGUACUUAUCGUACGUCAGUACUUUGUAGCUCACCCCGUCAGGACGCUCCCGAUCGCAAAGAUGAUACCUUUCCCGUGUACAUUCGAACAUAUAAACUGCAGACGUGCUU